UUUUAAAAAUGCCUUCGAUAUUAUUUCAUCUGUAAUAUCAUAUUUAUUUAGUAUUUAAGUGCGGCAGUAUAGUCACCCACUUAGUAUUUUCCCACACUCUGGUCACUCAACUGAUUGACUUUGUUUUUGUGGAACAAACAACAUGGCAAAGUUUUUCGGCAUCAACCGGGUGAGCAAGCUUUUUCAAAUCAUCAGAGAGGCCGGUGGACUUAAGCAGACGUAUCUAAAGCUAUAUAGGAACGAUGAUCUAAAGAUUGGAACGCUGGUGGGCAUCGACAAGUACGGCAACAAGUACUUUGAGAACCCGUACUACUUCUAUGGACGGAAUCGUUGGAUCGAGUUUGCACCUCAUGUAAAUAUGGACUAUGACGGUUCCCAAAUCCCCGCCGAAUGGUACGGCUGGAUGCAUUACAAAACCGAUCUUCCGCCUAUCCGGGAUGGUUGCCGUCCCACGUACAAGUGGAUUGCGGACCACAGUGAGAAUCUUUCCGGCACCAAGGAUGCAUACUAUCCAUACUCCACCACGCCCAACAAAAUUGAAGCUUGGGAUCCCAAAGCGAAGAAGGAGUAAUGUGUAUAGCUUCAUAAUUUUAAAUUUACAAUGGAUUCGAUUGGAGAAUGCACGUAAUUGUGUUAAUAAAUUCAACUUCGUUUACAUGCAAAUGUACCUCCUUUAAGGGCAAUAAACUUCUGUUCGUUCAAAACAAUUCCUUCAUUAAAAUGGAAUGUUAUAUAAUGAUUAAAUAAAUAUACUCUAAUUUUUCUGCCCUGA
Messenger RNA from Drosophila ananassae, 772 nucleotides. It is a transcript of the gene ND-B17.2, whose product is annotated as probable NADH dehydrogenase [ubiquinone] 1 alpha subcomplex subunit 12. Gene Ontology annotation, cellular component: membrane. Bases 143 to 571 code for a protein of 142 amino acids. NCBI's taxonomy places the organism in Eukaryota, Metazoa, Arthropoda, Insecta, Diptera, Drosophilidae. Gene Ontology annotation, biological process: response to oxidative stress; mitochondrial respiratory chain complex I assembly. The record is from RefSeq and is a predicted model, not a curated record. The transcript has 5 exons.